AUGUAAGAAAAUGAGUUUCCCAUCUCAAUUUGUGUUCCCUCUUUCAAAAAGAAUGAUGAUGUUGUCUAUUAUCAAUUAAUGUAAGAUUUUCAUCAGAUUCUAAAAUAUAGUUUCAUCGAAAAUAAUUAAAGAUGUACCUUCUCAGUUGAUUAUCGAUAUUCCCAUCUUAAAUUAUUGCAUGAAUCCUUAUCGACUCUUAAAGCGAGUUUGCCGAAGUUUCCUUCGACUAAUUGGUGGAGAUCCACCAAUACAAAUGAAGAAUUAAUAGAAGAGAGAAGAAUACAGUUAGAUUAUUUCUUUAAAAAUCUCUUCUAAUGUUAAGGAGUAUGCAAAAGUUUGAUUAUGAAAAAUUUCAUUCUCAAAUCUCAAUGUUUAUAUCUGAAAAAGGUUGAAAAAGUAUGUAAAAUCUUUGUAAUUUAAGUAAUAACGUGAUAUCCUGAAGAAAGAAAGAAAGGCUUAAGCAACCCCCUCCUUAAAUAAACAGAAAUCCAAGUCUCAAGUAAAUUCAUUUCAAAAUAGUAAAUAGUUGACAACCCCUAUUUUUGGGCCUGCUGAAGAUCCAAUAGAAGAUCCUCGUGAGAGAUCCCGUUCUUGGGAAUUUAAAUUAACUUAAAAGAAAUCUCAAUAAGUCUUUGAGAGAGAUUCUAAGUAAUUAAACAAUGUAUUUAUUCUUAUUCUUUAUUUUAGUUAAACUUCGGUGGAGUUCCUAUAUUUAAAGGCAUUCUAUUGAGAUUUAAAUGA
Messenger RNA from Paramecium primaurelia, 741 nucleotides. Lineage: Eukaryota; Ciliophora; Oligohymenophorea; Peniculida; Parameciidae. The record is from the annotation of a GenBank genome assembly.